AUUGGUGUUGCCCCAUAACAUCUUUGCUGAUAAAGGGGCAGUUUAUUUAAGUGGCUUACCUGGGUGUUGGUUCCGCAACACACACCAUCUCCUGCAGAAAGAUAUUGACCUGCUUGUGCAACUAGGAGUCACAGAUGCAAUUGUUUUGUUAAGCAAAGGCGAGCUUCGUAAGUACAGAUCGCCGUCUCUGCUCUCUGUCUACCUGAAGCACAACAUUCAGGUUCACUAUCACCCGUUUGAGGAUGGAUCCGCACCCUCCAUUGAUUUGGCCAUGAAUAUUCUUGACAAAGUUUUUGAUCUCCUGCAAAAUGGAGGUCGCAUUCUCAUCCAUUGCAUGAGCGGCGUGGGCAGGACCGGCACGAUCGCGGCGUGUCUGCUGCAGUGGCUCGACGAGGACCUCAGCCCUGAUGCCAGCGUCGUCGCCGUCAGGAGCAUCAGGGGCAACCAUGCUGUCCAUAGCGUCAAGCAAUACAACUUCGUGAUGGAGUUCAGGGAGCGACUCGCCCAGGAGCGUGAGCGCUCAGUGUCGCGGUGACCAAACGACGACGUCUCUCACUACUUGAAUUAUUUCCCUAACUACACUGAUCUAUUUUGGUCUUAGACAAAAUGAACUUACUAGUUUACUAUUGACUUCUGGGAACACACUGAUCUAUUUUGGUCAUAGACAAAAUGAACAUAUUAGUUUACUACUGACUUCUGGGAACACACUGAUCUAUUUUGGUCAUAGACAAAUAGAAUAGUUUACUAUUGACUUCUGGGAACUUCUCAGGCACUUGCUUCAAUACUCGGAUAGCUGUCCAGGUUUUUAAUAUAUUGUGUAUUGUAUUUCUCACUACUUGAAUUAUUGUCGCUCACUACUUGAAUUAUUUCCCUAGCUACACUGAUUUAUUUUGGUCAUAGACUAAAUGAACAUAAUAGUUUACUAUUGACUUCUGGGAACUUCUCAGGCACUUGCUUCAAUACUCGGAUGGCUGUCCUGGUUUUUAAUAUAUUGUGUAUUGUAUUUUACUAUUUAUAUGACGUGUUACUUCCAUGUUUUUAAUCUUUAUUGUGAAAGUUGUUCUGUUCAUCUAAUUGUAGUUAUUUCUACACUCAGAAUGAAAUUUCAACGUAGGGAAUUUAGUACGACGCUUACGAUCUAGUCAUUCACUACUGAUAAUUUCUGUUUUAUCGAAAUGAAUUUUAUUGACAAUUCUGUUUAUUUACAAUAUUUUGUUCAUUUAUAAUGCUGGAAGUUCUUCUGAAGUAAGUAACGAGAGGAAUCGUUUUGAAGAAAUUUCCAACGUGAAUUGAACCAGGGUGAAAACUGCAAAGAUUUUAUCGAUUAUGUGUUGAAAUCUUAAGGCUUUGUUAUAUAUUUAAUGUAUAUUAAACUUACGGUGCUCGUUGUAUCCAUGUUACCAAUUCCUAAUUAACAUUGAGAACUUUUUUGUGUAUGAUUGAUAAAAUUUAUUUGCUUGUAGAAAAUUAGUACUUGUAAAAUCAUUGUCAACUAAAGUCUCUACAGUCUUGCAUUAGUUUCCUUACAACUUACCCCGAUGUACUGUAUGUUUAACUAGUCAAUGACUUGCAUGUUAUUUAGUUUUAAUCAUGUACUAAGUAGAUUACCCUUAGUCGAUGACGAUUUCUUACUUAGACUUCACGAAUGUUUCCCGCUCCGCUAGCUUCUCAUCGUGAAGAGCUUCACAAUUUGGUAUGCCUAUCAUCAACUUAGUUUGUGAUUUUUGUGAUACUCAUAAGUCAUUAAUUUGUAUACGUUGUUUUGUUUACUUUUUAGCAGGAUUAUAUUUUCCAAACUUUUCAAGACUUAUCGUCAUGUA
Molecule: messenger RNA, 1820 nt
Organism: Hyalella azteca
Lineage: Eukaryota; Metazoa; Arthropoda; Malacostraca; Amphipoda; Hyalellidae
Product: cyclin-dependent kinase inhibitor 3
Biological process (GO): dephosphorylation
Cellular component (GO): nucleus
Molecular function (GO): protein tyrosine phosphatase activity
Source: RefSeq, a predicted model, not a curated record